AUGUCAUUAGGCGUGUUCGGAAAUCUUACUCUUGGAAUAAGGUAGCAUUUAAAUGAUCAACCAGAUUCAAAAGAAGAAGAGAUUUCUUUAUUCUGAUUGGUCGAUUCAAUGCUAUUUUCACAAAUAGAAUUUUCGAAUCAUCCUUAACCUAUAGUAACUUCAUGCCCCAUGCUUCUAUGCACGCGUGAAACGGAACGCACCCUAUGAAUCCCAUCAUCUCUCUUGACAUUAGUCAAUUGAUAUAGGUUAGAAAAUUUGAUCACGUCAACAGAACUGACAUCAAUAGAAAACAUGGAUAGUAACACGGACGAUGAUAGCGUUUCAAGUAAUGAAGAUAUGAAACUGAGAACAACAGAUCCAUUCAAUAAUUAUUCUCAAGAUCAUCCAAAUGAUUCCAGUUACUCUGGGAUGCGCAAUAUAAUAUCUGCUAUUGAUAAUGAUGAUAAUUAUUUAAGUCACAAAAAAAUAUCUAGGUCUAGACAUUCUUCCUCCUCUUCAUCCGACGAUAAUAAUGAUCAACAAUACAGUAAUUUACCAAAAUAUGAGUACGAAAUGAAUGUUAGCAAUUACAGUGAAAACAUGUGCAAACAUAGGAAUAAAAGAAAAAAAUUAAAGAACGAAGAUGCAAUUGAUAGUAUAAAGAAAGAAAAAUCUGCAGAAAUUGAGUUAGCUAAUAAUAUGCUUAUCUAUGACAGCAAAAAUAAUCUAUCUCAUACCUCAAAAGCUCAAAAUAUGAUGAAAAAAAUGGGAUACAAGCCAGGAAAAGGUCUUGGAAAAGAUGAUCAAGGUCGUGUAGACCCAAUAGAAGCAAUUACGCAACGAGGUCGAAGAGGAUUUGGGCACUAUGUACCAGGCCUAAAAGAAGCGAGUCUUAAAUGGAAUCCUGAAGAAGAAGAAAUAAAAGCUGUAGAAGAUAUUGAAUGGUUACCAAAUGUGCAUCCUGAUACAUUAACUGAAAAUAUAAGAGAUUGGUUAAAAUUGGGACCAAAAAAACUCACCAUAGAUGAUGAAACUAUGUUUUGCGAUCCAGAAAUUUUGGAGCAAAUUAUCAUGUCGAAAACUGUAUUUGACAAAUUGGACAAGGUUGAGAUGCGUAAAGCGAGAACUCGAUCAAAUCCUUAUGAAACGAUUCGCACUGCUAAUUUUCUGAAUCGUGCGGCUGUCAAAAUGGCAAAUAUAAACAAAGCAUGUAAUUUUAUGUUUACCGACCCAAAGGAUUUACAUCCGGAUGAUUUACUGUAUUUUGCCGAUGUAUGUGCCGGUCCGGGUGGUUUCAGCGAGUAUAUUUUAUCUAGAAAAAAAUGGCAUGCCAAAGGAUUUGGAUUCACUUUAAAAAACGAAAAUGACUUUACAUUGGAUGAAUUCUUUGCUGGUCCAUGUGAAACUUUUCAUCCUUUUUAUGGUUCUAAAGAAAAUGGAGAUGUAUUUGAUCCACAAAAUCAAGAAGAAUUUAGAUCUUUGAUAAUGAAACACACAUAUGGCAAAGGUGUACAUUUUAUGAUGUCAGAUGGAGGAUUUUCCGUGGAAGGUCAAGAAAACAUACAAGAAAUUCUAUCUAAACAGUUAUAUCUGUGUCAGUGUCUGGUGGCAUUAAUGAUAGUGAGACCAGGUGGCCAUUUUGUAACAAAAUUGUUUGAUUUGUUCACACCUUUCAGCAUUGGACUUGUUUAUCUAAUGUACAGAUGUUUUGAAAAUAUUUGCAUCUUCAAGCCCAAUAGUUCUAGGCCAGCUAAUUCAGAACGUUAUUUAAUAUGUAAAAGAAAAAAGUUUGAUACACAAGCAGUAGUAGAUCAUCUUUCUUAUGUUAAUCAUUUACUUUUAACAAAAGAUGAUAAAAAUGAUGUAAUUCAACUGGUGCCGCUCGACGUGUUGGAAGCAGAUAAGGCAUUUGUAACAUACUUGAGAAGCUCCAAUAACGCUCUAGGAAAGAAACAGAUAAUAGGCCUCUUAAAGAUCGCGGCAUUUUGCGAAGAUCCAAUGCUGACAGAGCCAAAACAAGCGGAUAUGCGAAAGGAAUGCCUGAAUUAUUGGGAUAUAUCUGAUAAAACUCGCGUGAGACCGCAAUUCGUUAGACCACAAGAUAAGAUAUGGGCGAUUCUAAACGGUUCUGAAUGUUUCUUUGGAUCCGAAGCACAGAAAUUGACGAUUGAGAACAUAAAAACAUUAUUAAAUCAACCAUACAAUUGGUUCUGCAUGCCUUGUGGUUUUACUUCUUGUGAUAAACCAGCUACGUUUUAUUUAGGCUUGGGAAGGAGAAAGGUAUUUCGCUACAUAAAAGGAGGCAAAUGGGAAUCAAUGGGAGAUGUAAAAAUAGAACUGCCACCUGAUACUCUGGUAUACGCCGAACUAAUCUAUGAAUCAAAAUUGACGGGAAAGUUCUUCCUCAAGACACAAACAUUACAUAUCUUGGAUGCUUACAUGCUUGGUGGAGAAGAUGUUAGCAAACGAUACUUACAUGAUAGGUAUAAAUUAACUAUGAAAUUUUGCGACGCAUUGUGGAAACCAGUUCCAAAUGAUUACGUAUGUGUGCGCGCCAAAGAGAGGUUCAUGCUAACUUCAAAUAUAGGAAGGAAAUUGCGUGUCACGCAUCCAUCUCAGGCAAAAGUAAAUAAUGCGUUCGAGUCGCAAAAAAAUUUCUUAGAACGUGACAACGAAAACGACACGGAACCUAUAUAUUCCACAUUCAACAGUGUACUUUUCUUAAAAAGUAUCGCCCACCCUUGGUCACGUCAUAUUAGCAGAAAAACAGGUGAACUUUAUGUUUAUAAUCCACGUACUAAAGUAACGGAAUAUGAAAUCCGAAACGGUCAAUAUAAUAGACCACCUGAAGCUGAGGCAGAUUUUAAAGAGACGUUUGAGAAUCGUAUUAUCUGGCAUUGGCCUUGUGAUCGUGAAUUAAAUAUGGACACUUUAGUUGCAAUGAUGAAUCCAUCACAAAAUGUUUGAAUCAUGUUAUAUUGUAAUAUACCAUAAAUUUAUAUGUUGUCAAGUUUUUUUUUAAGUAUUUGGAUUUUUCUUAAAAUAUUCUAUUUUUGAUUAUAGACAAUUUAACUACAGUUCCAUUAAUCGAUGAUUUUUAAUAUUUCAAAAAAUCAUCAAAAUGAAAAAAAUUGUUAGAAAAUACUAGUAACUUAUAGCAAAUUAUAAUCUAUAGGGAAACAUAAGAAACUUAAAAGACUGCAUCUUCUACCCAUAUGUAAUGAUAUACUUUAGUUUACAAGAAAUUUGUUGCAAAAUAUUUAGA
Messenger RNA from Camponotus floridanus (Florida carpenter ant), 3244 nucleotides. RefSeq names its product cap-specific mRNA (nucleoside-2'-O-)-methyltransferase 1 (gene Cmtr1). Gene Ontology annotation, cellular component: nucleus; cytoplasm. The record is from RefSeq and is a predicted model, not a curated record. Lineage: Eukaryota; Metazoa; Arthropoda; Insecta; Hymenoptera; Formicidae. Bases 292 to 2946 code for a protein of 884 amino acids. The transcript has 4 exons. Gene Ontology annotation, molecular function: methyltransferase cap1 activity; nucleic acid binding. Gene Ontology annotation, biological process: 7-methylguanosine mRNA capping.